AUGUCCCGACACAUCAACGUUCCCUGGCUUGCUUUGCCGAGUGGCAGCUGUUGCCUCAAAGGGCACUUGCACGUUGGGGAUCCACGUGGGACAUUUGAGACGAUUGCAGGCGUGGAUACAUAUGUCGUGAAGCCGCCGGAGGGAAAAGCGAACGGACACGUGCUGUUCUACUUCGCGGAUGUGUAUGGGUUGUUUACGAAUGCUCAGUUGGUCAUGGAUGAGUUUGCUGAUGAGUGGAUACAUGCUGGAUACUUGACGCUGGGACUGGACUAUUUUCAGAACGACCCGGUGUUCCUUCAUCGAGAUGGGCCAAAGACAUCCAAACCUGGCUUCGACUUCGAAGCCUGGAAGGAGAAGCACACCGCCUUCGCCGACGCCAAAGUCCCGGAAUGGACCGCCGAAGCGAAGAAGCAAUACGGUCAAGCAGCCACGAAGUACGCUUGCGUUGGAUACUGCUUCGGCGCCCCAUACGUUUGCAACUCCCUCGCAGACGGCACAUGUCAAGUCGGCGGCUUCGCACAUCCCGCAUUCCUCAAAGAACACCACUUCCGCAAUCUGAAGGCGCCGCUUUUCCUCAGCUGUGCGGAGAUUGACCACACCUUUGCGACGGAAAGCCGGAAUCGGGCGAUUGACAGGUUGAGGGAAGAUGGCAGGGAAUAUCAAUUGCAGUUGUUCUCGGGGGUGCAGCAUGGGUUUGCGUUGAGGGCGAAUUUGAAUGUGCCUUAUGAGCGUUGGGUGAAGGAGCAGUCGUUAAAGGGAUUGACGGUGUAUUUUGACUUUUGGCUUUCGCAGUAG
This is a messenger RNA of Zymoseptoria tritici IPO323, 795 nucleotides long. RefSeq lists its product as uncharacterized. Bases 1 to 795 code for a protein of 264 amino acids. NCBI's taxonomy places the organism in Eukaryota, Fungi, Ascomycota, Dothideomycetes, Mycosphaerellales, Mycosphaerellaceae. The transcript is spliced from 6 exons. Gene Ontology annotation, molecular function: hydrolase activity. The record is from RefSeq and is a predicted model, not a curated record.